Molecule: messenger RNA, 1542 nt
Organism: Scleropages formosus (Asian bonytongue)
Lineage: Eukaryota; Metazoa; Chordata; Actinopteri; Osteoglossiformes; Osteoglossidae
Product: allantoinase, mitochondrial
Exons: 11
Coding region: 34-1416 (460 amino acids)
Biological process (GO): purine nucleobase catabolic process; allantoin catabolic process
Cellular component (GO): cytoplasm
Molecular function (GO): cobalt ion binding; zinc ion binding; allantoinase activity
Source: RefSeq, a predicted model, not a curated record
ACUAUAUUACCAAAAAAAGAGUACAAUAGAAAGAUGGAGCCUGGAUCUACAGUGGAUGCAGUGAGGAGCCAAAGGGUGCUGUGUGGUAAUAGCAUCUGUCCAGCAGUCAUUGUCAUCAAGGAUGGGAAAAUCCUCAGCAUCCACCCUGAUUCUGAGUUACCCUUCAAUGACAAAUGGAAGGUGCUGGAUGUGGGCAACAAGCUGGUCAUGCCGGGUGUUGUUGACUGUCACGUCCAUGUGAACGAGCCAGGGCGCGUCAGCUGGGAGGGCUACUGGACUGCAACCCGAGCAGCAGCUGCAGGAGGGGUCACGACCAUAGUGGACAUGCCCCUAAACAGCAUUCCCCCUACAACCACCUUGGAGAGCUUCAGGGAGAAGAUGCAGGCAGCUGAAGGACAGUGCUUUGUGGAUACAGCAUUCUGGGGAGGGGUUGUCCCAGGCAAUCAAUGGGAACUGCGGCCCAUGAUCCAGGCAGGAGUUGCUGGCUUUAAGUGCUUUCUUAUCCACAGUGGUGUGGAUGAGUUCCCCCACGUCACUGACGGUGACCUGCACAUCACUAUGAAGCAGCUGAUGGGCACCGGUAGCGUCCUCCUGUUUCAUGCUGAGAGGGAAAUUCAGACCAUACCUGUGAAAGAUGAAGAUCCUUGUGAAUACUCCACAUUUCUGAGAUCAAGGCCAGAUCUCAUGGAAAUAGAGGCCAUACGUACCAUCACUCAGCUCUGCUUGCAGUAUCAGGUUCGGUGCCAUAUUGUGCACCUGUCCUCUGCUCAGCCACUGAAGCUCAUCCAGGAGGCACGGCAGGCUGGUGCUCCCCUCACUGUGGAGACCACCCAUCACUACCUAAAUCUGUCUGCUGAGCACAUCCCCCCGGGAGCCACACAGUUUAAAUGUUGCCCUCCUAUCCGUGGAGAAGCAAAUCAGGAACAACUUUGGUUAGCACUGAAAACUGGACAGAUUGACAUGGUGGUGUCAGACCAUUCCCCCUGCACUCCAGAUCUCAAGAAGCUGGAGACUGGAGAUUUUACUCAAGCCUGGGGUGGGAUCUCUUCCUUGCAAUUUGGUCUGUCACUGUUCUGGACUACAGCUAGUCAGAAAGGAUUCUCCCUGUCUGAUGUGGUACGAUUACUCUGCCAAAAGCCAGCAGAGCUCUGUGGCCUUGGCAACCAGAAGGGAUGCCUUUUACCGGGCCAUGAUGCUGACCUUGUGAUCUGGGAUCCUGAGAAGGAGUCUGAGGUGACAGCAUCAUGUAUACACCAUAAACAUAAGCUGACACCAUACCUUGGCUGCAAGCUUCGAGGGGAAGUGUGUACUACCCUUCUAAGGGGGAGGAUCAUUUACAGUCACGGCUUCUUCUCCCCUCAACCUCUUGGGAAACACCUUCUCAUCAGCCAGCCACAAUCACAGGCAUCACUGUGAAGGAGGACAUAACUGUGUUUUACUAUAAGUGAUUCUCAUUUAAGUGUUUUUGUUGUAUCGCAUGUGUCAUCAGCUGUAAACAAAGACUUGAGGCUUUGAACACCUUUAAAAUAUUAACUUUAAGUC